UUGCCGUAUCGCGGCCAUGCGCUUGCCCAUUCGAAUUAAACAAUACAUUUCUGGACAAUUGAAGCAUUUCUCCUAUUAAAUGGAUGAUCCAUCCACCACUCUCUUGCCCGGCGAAUCCGAAGAUCUGCGGGAGGCGCGCAAUACCGAACUGAAGAAGGUGCUCAAGUUGAAAUUAGUGCUGGACGAGCUGCGUCGCCUGGAUUUGGGGCCAAAUCAGAGUGCGGAAAUCAAAAGAACGCUUAAAUUGGUUUCCAUUGGGAACUAUGUGCGAUUAGGCGAGAAUGAAGGCAGUGGUCAGGAGCAAGUGCUGGGUCUGCCGAAUGCCAGCAGUUAUCCGCCCUUGAGCUAUACGGAUCGCAAGACGGUGCGCAACAAACUAUCCGCCCAACUACGGGCCACUCUACAACCCAUUGCAGAACUGGGUGACAGGAUGCGCGAGGAGUUUCCGGAUGCCUUUAACCAGGGGGAGGAUUUGAGUGCCGACCAGAAAGAAAUCUUGCGGCUAGAGGAGGAGCAUCGCAGCGGUCUGGAGCAGCUGGUGGCGCUUCUGGGGCGCAAGUGCUCGCUUCUUAACGACACCGCCGAACUGAAAUUGGGUCCGCAAUUGGCCAACGAACUGAAAUUGCAGGAGGCGCAGGCGCAACUUGUUCAAACAAAAGCGGAACUCCUGCGGGAUUUCUUUGUCCAAGAGGCCACUUCCCGCACUGAAAACAGUGUUAAGGCGCACAAGGAAGUGGAAGCGCACCUGGACGAGCUUAUCGCCGCCAAAAAUCCGACCCCCAAGAAGUAGAUAAAGCAAUUUAUAACUAUGUGAAUUAGAUUUAAAUACAUUAGAUUUGUUAGUAAAA
This is a messenger RNA of Drosophila rhopaloa, 848 nucleotides long. It is a transcript of the gene dgt2, whose product is annotated as augmin complex subunit dgt2. Bases 80 to 790 code for a protein of 236 amino acids. The record is from RefSeq and is a predicted model, not a curated record. NCBI's taxonomy places the organism in Eukaryota, Metazoa, Arthropoda, Insecta, Diptera, Drosophilidae. The transcript is spliced from 2 exons.